Molecule: messenger RNA, 1325 nt
Organism: Aspergillus pseudotamarii
Lineage: Eukaryota; Fungi; Ascomycota; Eurotiomycetes; Eurotiales; Aspergillaceae
Exons: 3
Coding region: 161-943 (260 amino acids)
Biological process (GO): vacuolar proton-transporting V-type ATPase complex assembly
Cellular component (GO): Vma12-Vma22 assembly complex; extrinsic component of endoplasmic reticulum membrane
Source: RefSeq, a predicted model, not a curated record
GGUUUUCUCGGAGGCGCGAUGACGGAGUUAUCGGACUCCUCGGCCGAUCCCCAUAAAUUUGGAGAAGCGUUUCGGAGAUCAUGUAAUUUGACAACCUCGCGUUGGUUCCUGUCAACCCAGGCCCUGCCCUUUCCGGUCGCUAUCUUAUCUUGUUCUCCCAAUGGCGCAAAUUCCCACCCCUCCUGCGUCUCGCCAUGGUUCAGAAUCCCCCGAGACCGAGUACAAACAGAUUCCAGUAGUUGACACCUCCGACUUGUUGCAAUCACUAGACACGCUUCUAGAACGGUAUCUCCAUCUCUUAGAUCGUCAUCAGAAAUUACAGGCCGAACUCGCCACAACUCUAUCUUCGGGGUUCCUCUCACUCGCUCAAGCCAACUACACCUGUCCCCCAGGCCGGAGAUAUGGAGCAGACUACUACGAUGAACGUAUGAAAGCAACAAGAAAGGUGGACCUAGAACCCCCUACAUCCUCCACUAACAAUGUCGAGGCAUCCAGUGUCGAUGAAUCGUCCGAUGAUUCUACCAAGCGCGGCGAGUCUAAGCGCAUAUUCACUAUUAGGCUACCUACAAGUGAUAGUGCAGAGGAACCGUCUGAGUUGACUAGAGGAGAAAACCAAUCUCACUCGAGUGACGCAUCCACGUCGGAAUGUGAGGGUUCUGAGAAGAAGCGUGACGCUAAGGCAGAGGCUUCCACAACUUCAUCGGAUAGCCCUGGGGCGCAAGAGCCGGCAGAGACAAAGCCUAGAUCUUCAGAGAAGAAGCCCCGCUCUUCCAACCCCAUUAGAUGGUACGGAAUCUUGGUGCCGCCUUUCCUUCGUAGUGCUCAGAAAUCUUUUACGGAGGCUGUAGGGGGUCCCUUGCCUGAGCUGGCGAGUGUGGUGGUCGAGAUGCAAGCCGUGGAAAAGGAGGUGAAACGUGUGCGCAAGAAGAUCGACCAAGCAUGAUUGUGAAUGCGACUCAUUAUAUAUAUAUGUACUAAUAUAUGUAUGCAUGUAUAUGUAUGUGUACAUGUAUAUGUAUAGACCCUGGAAGCUUUAAGUGAGGAAUGCAGAAGAGGCGCAAUGCCAUGCAAUUAGAUAAGCUUACAUGGAUGGUUCAACUGCGCGCCGAAUUUGGUCAAGUGGUAUCACUCAUUAUUUUUAAAUGCUGAACAAAGCCGUCCGGGGGUCUACUACCUAUGUACUAGUAUUUUGUAUGUACGUACUGACUCCUUGGACAGAUGGGUAGUAAUGGGUACUCUAACAACCUCGGCAUCUGCGAUGUUUAUAUUGUGUGGUCCUUCCACGAAGCACAGGCCAUGGUCAAGUGGAGAGAGGUGGAAUCUGU